ACUCUCUCCUCAUCUCUGAUUAGAUAUACUGAUUCCUCAUUCAAUGGACGUCAUUUAGUGCAGUCUGCCUUGAGUUGCUUCCUCGCUUCACGCUCGAUUUCCGACCAUUCUUUCCUUAUUAAGUAUUCGUGUAAUAUUAAUAGUCAUGAAUAUCUACUAUUAGGAGUGCAGAGGAACCGGCAGAUCUGUGCUAACAUGAGCUCAAGCGAGGGAACAGCUCACUGACAGAGCCAGAAGACGCCAAAAGGGAUCUAAGAAACUUUAGAGAAAAGCACUGCAUUUAAAGAGCUGAUGAAGAACAGUUGGAAUUUACCUAGAUUCUGAUGGAUUAUCGCUUUAUUUGAACACUGACCACAGACACGUUGUCCUGCAGUUAUCAUUGGUUUGAUUUUAUUUACUCGUUCAUUUUCGUUUUGUUCUUCCGAAAUUCCUGUCUUUUGAAAUCCCCGGGAAUCUUCGCAGAUGUUAGUGCACAGUUUUUCCGCGAUGGUGAGUGACUAUUGGGGGUAAAGAACUGAGGACUGCGUUCAACAAUUACUCUCCGAUUGUUUGCUUUUAUCCUGUCAUUUUGUCUGUACCAUCAUGCAAGCUGUUCUUGGUAGCAUCAAAGGCUAUUACAAAGACUUUAUACUUGAUGAUCGCCACGACGGCACCAGCAAUGGCACAGCUCGGUUACCCCAGUUGGGCGGCGUGGGUCAGUCGCCGUACACCAGCGCUCCUCCACUCUCUCACACGCCCAACUCAGACUUCCAGCCGCCAUACUUUCCGCCACCUUACCAGCCCAUUUACCCACAAUCUCAGGACCCUUACUCUCACGUUAACGACCCGUACUCUAUCAACUCUCUGCACGCACAGCCGCAGCCACAGCACCCGGGCUGGCCCGGCCAGCGGCAGAGUCAGGAAAGCAGCCUUUUGCACCAGCACCGCGGGUUACCGCAUCAGCUGUGCCGAGAGUACCGCCGAGAAGUGUUGCUGCCGUCUGGUCACGGUAUCGAGACCGGACUCACGGAUUCAAUCCCUAUACAUGGAAUACCUCACUCUUUAGAAGAUGUCCAGCAUGUUGAAGAUCAAGGAAUUCACAUUCCAGACCAAACUGUAAUCAAGAAAGGUCCUGUCUCCAUAUCCAAGAACAACAGCAACGUUUCUGCCAUACAGAUAAAUAAGGAUGGACUUUUUGGCGGUGUGGUAAACCCAAACGAAGUAUUUUGUUCGGUCCCGGGUCGUCUCUCACUUCUCAGCUCAACAUCAAAGUACAAGGUCACAGUAGCGGAGGUUCAGAGACGCCUCUCUCCGCCUGAAUGCCUAAACGCCUCUCUGCUUGGUGGGGUCUUGAGAAGAGCAAAAUCCAAGAAUGGCGGAAGAUCCUUAAGGGAGAAAUUGGACAAAAUCGGAUUAAAUCUACCUGCAGGAAGACGCAAGGCCGCCAACGUCACCCUCCUGACGUCACUGGUGGAAGGUGAAGCUGUGCAUCUGGCCAGAGAUUUUGGUUAUGUAUGUGAGACUGAGUUUCCAGCCAAGGCGGUAGCUGAAUACGUGAACCGACAGCAUUCCGACCCAAAUGAACAAGUCCAAAGAAAAAACAUGUUAUUGGCAACGAAACAAAUCUGCAAAGAGUUCACGGACCUGCUCUCGCAAGACCGUUCGCCCUUGGGGAAUUCACGUCCACAACCUAUUCUCGAGCCCGGGAUUCAGAGCUGUUUGACCCACUUCAGUCUUAUUUCUCACGGAUUCGGGACUCCUGCCAUGUGCGCGGCCCUCACGGCGUUGCAGAACUAUCUGACGGAGGCUGUUAAAGCCAUGGACAAAAUGUACUUGAACAACAACCCCAACAGUCACAACGAGACGGGCUCUAAAGGAGGGGACAAAGAUGAGAAACACAGAAAGUGAUGUUUAACCACCACAUUCCUAAAUGAAAUGACAAAAUGCAUAGAACGAACACACUAGUGAACAAGAUGACUCAUUGAGGCGCCACUUCCUGAUUUUGACCAAUUGAACGCGUUUAUUAUUAUUAUUUUUUAAUAGAAAAGAAUUAAACAGUUCACCUUGGGAUUCGUGGAAAAGGCCUUUCUCUAAAUCAAAAUGAAAUCGAAGUGGCACUGAGAGGAGUACACACCCGCCACAACAGGACGUUCACAUGAACUCUCCUUUCUAUGAGUUCAAUGGACUGAAAAUCAGCGUUUUCCUUAAAUAUCUAAUUUACGAUUGUAGCCACGUGACAGGCUGAAAGAGGAUGAUUUUUUAUCAGUAUUGUGAAUAAUAAACUUGACAAAAAGCAAAACAAAACACAAAAUUAAAACAAAAACGAACCUGCAGCUCCACGCCAUGACUUCAAGUUCACUCUGAGCGACCAACUUGAACAUUGAAUUUUAACACGAUUCACUGCUAUAUGAGGGAAUCUGUGUUCAUGUAUGUAUAUAUUUAUUUAUGUGUAAUUUAAUGGGAAUUGUAAAUAUGGUACGUCUGUUAAAAUUUCUUUUUUAUUUAUCUGGUGCCUCCUGUUUUAGUGGGUUUGAAUAUUCCCUUAGUUCUUCAUGUGGUUUUAUGAUUCUUAGAAAACAGAAGUCUGGGGUAUUCUUCUCUGGGAUAUUUCAAUUCAGCCCUCUUGUAGCAUGUUGAGGCGACACUGAAGCAAGUGAACAAAUUGAAAUAAGUAAACAUCAACUUCUAUAUAUAUUAUACUUAUGCCAUUCGAUUUUAGAACGAAAAGGUCGUUACAGAGACCAUUAAAAUGCUAGUUUUGUGUUUUUAUCUUGUUUUUAUACGAGCUUUUUAUGUGUUGUGCCAAUCACCUCUUGUUCUUCCCUCAAAGCACCACAAGAGCAAUAAAUGGAUAUUGUCUUACGAAUUACUUUCGAAUAAAUUCACAACAUUUGGGACCAUCCGAUAUUGUAUGUCCACUGUCUAAAUUGGAGGCGGUUUUAUCUGUAUUGUAUAAACCUGUGCUGGCAAUAGCUCCCAUGCCUGUCGAUGUAUUAUAGUUCUCUGUUGCCCAGAAAAAAAAUAAAUAUUUGAUACGCUUCA
Messenger RNA from Paramisgurnus dabryanus, 3021 nucleotides. RefSeq names its product transcription factor AP-2 alpha (gene tfap2a). The record is from RefSeq and is a predicted model, not a curated record. Gene Ontology annotation, molecular function: DNA-binding transcription factor activity, RNA polymerase II-specific; RNA polymerase II transcription regulatory region sequence-specific DNA binding. Lineage: Eukaryota; Metazoa; Chordata; Actinopteri; Cypriniformes; Cobitidae. Gene Ontology annotation, cellular component: nucleus. Gene Ontology annotation, biological process: anatomical structure development; regulation of cell population proliferation; regulation of transcription by RNA polymerase II.